AUGGCAGAUCAGCACAAGGUUUCCACUGCCAUUGUUGCUGAAUCCGAGGAAAGGUCCUUUGUGUUCAAGAUACAUGGAUACACAAGACUGAAGAAGCUGUUCAAGAACGGCGAGUGCGUGGCUUCUCCCCCUUUCAGCGCCGGAGGUGACAACUGGGUUCUCAAGUAUUACCCCAACGGCCGCUCAGCACCUCGUGCUGCUCUCAUAUUCCUACUUCUUCAUUCUGUUGAUGGCAAGAAUGUGAACACGGAAGCUAGAUCUGUUCGUGUACUUGGCAAGGAUGGCCUACCAGUAACACAAUACAUGGGUAACACGUCUCAGUCGACCUCUAUAGCUGAUCUGGAAUUUCUUCUUGGAUGUGUGUCCCGACCCAAAACCUCAUAUUUUGGUUACCAUAUCGAUCGGGUGAAAUUGGAGCAAUUAGGGUAUAUAAUAGAUGACUGCUUAAGCAUCAAGUGCGACCUCACUGUCAAGAAGGAUUUCCACAGCGAAGAAACAGUUGAAAAUCAGUUUGCUGCGGUCCCUCCAACCGACUUGCAUCUGCAUUACAGAGACCUCCUAGACAGCAUGGAUGGAGCAGACGUGGCCUUUCAUGUCGGCGGGGAGAAGUUCUUGGCUCAUAGGAUCGUGCUGGCUGCCAGGUCAUCCGUAUUCAAGGCGGAGCUCCUCGGCACAAUGAAGGAAAAAACCGACCGUCCUAUUGAAAUCGGCGACAUGGAACCUGAUGUGUUCAAGUCCUUGCUUCACUUCAUAUACACCGAUUCGCUGCCUGUUCUUGGGUUGGCAAGUAACCAAGGUGAAUCACGUCGAGAUGUGGUGAUGGCUGGCCAUCUGCUCGUGGCAGCAGACAGGUAUAACAUCAGCAGGCUUAAGUUGAUAUGCGAGCACAAGUUAUGCAGCCAUAUUGAUGCCAACAUGGUGGCGACCAAUUUGGCCUUAGCUGAGCAACAUAACUGCAGUGGACUCAAGGAAGCUUGUUUACAGUUCCUCACUUCUCCUUCCAAUUUGGAGGCGAUGAAGGCAAGUGAAGGCUACAAGCAUCUGAAAAUUAGUUGCCCGUCUGCUCUUAGGGAGCUGAUUGCUAGGCUCCUGCCAGUUGAUAUGAAAGCAGCCAAGGAAAUUAUCAUGGAGAUUUAG
Molecule: messenger RNA, 1137 nt
Organism: Lolium rigidum
Lineage: Eukaryota; Viridiplantae; Streptophyta; Magnoliopsida; Poales; Poaceae
Product: BTB/POZ and MATH domain-containing protein 2-like
Exons: 1
Coding region: 1-1137 (378 amino acids)
Biological process (GO): protein ubiquitination
Molecular function (GO): protein binding
Source: RefSeq, a predicted model, not a curated record